Molecule: messenger RNA, 219 nt
Organism: Funneliformis geosporum
Lineage: Eukaryota; Fungi; Glomeromycota; Glomeromycetes; Glomerales; Glomeraceae
Source: the annotation of a GenBank genome assembly
CGUGAUGUUGGACGGUGCAUGACUAAGAGUGCUAGUUAUGAGAAAAUUAUGUGGGAGAGAAUAGAAACAGAACUUGAGGAAAUAAAUGUGAAGAACCUUGGAUUCAAUCAUCUGAUUUGUUCAGGUGUUCUAGAUAUCAAGUCAGAACCCUUUACAAAUAUGCCUGAAUCAGUUUCUGAUAUUUUUAAGGAGUCAUUUCAAAAAUAUAAGUUAGAAUAG